Helobdella robusta is the source of this 1051-nucleotide messenger RNA. RefSeq lists its product as hypothetical. NCBI's taxonomy places the organism in Eukaryota, Metazoa, Annelida, Clitellata, Rhynchobdellida, Glossiphoniidae. Gene Ontology annotation, biological process: actin filament bundle assembly. Gene Ontology annotation, molecular function: actin filament binding. The record is from RefSeq and is a predicted model, not a curated record. Bases 296 to 526 code for a protein of 76 amino acids. The transcript has 3 exons. Gene Ontology annotation, cellular component: actin cytoskeleton; plasma membrane.
UGUUGUUGUUGCUGUAUGUGUAUAUUGAAUAUGAAAGAUAACAAACUAUAUAAAUGUGAUGAAGUUAAUAUGUUCGUGUUCUCCUUAGAUUGUGUUCUUUGUUUUGUUGAUAUUUGAUAUAUAUAUAUUCAAAUGAACAGUUGUUAUUGGUGAGGUUGUGUUUGAAGGUGAGCUUAUCGUACAUUCAACUACAAAUUCCAAAUCAUUUGCUUCGUUCACUUCGGAUAUUUCUGCUUUGCAAUUUUUUGGCGAACCUCAAUCUUUCACUUGGAUUCUUUCAAAGCAAUCGAUAAAUAUGCCUUUUGUGCCGCCAAAAGUUGAGAAGUGUGAGACGUGUGGCAAGUCAGUGUACGCUGCGGAACGACAGGAAGCUGGUGGUCGCAUCUACCACAAACUUUGCUUCAAGUGCACCGUCUGCAAGAUCACUCUCAAGUUAAACAACUACAGUCAGGCUGACGGGGUUCUAUACUGCAAGACGGACUACCAGAAGAACGUGCUAGCUAAAAAUGCGCAAAUAUCCAUGUAACUGUUGCGUCGGCGGAAGAUGAUGGUGAAGAGGACAACGAAGAUGAUGAUGGUGGUGGUGUGGUUGAUAGUUGUGAUGGUUUAAGGGGUGAAGUAGUGAUGAUGUUGAUGAAGAUUAUGGUAAUUAUGAUGGUGAUAGGAUGACGAUGAUAGUGCGGUGGUAAUUAAAAUGACGUUGGAACUGACAAUUUACGAUGUAUUCAAAGCAGUAUUAUUAUUAUUUAAAACUUUAGAUACUUGUGUUUUUUAUGCAUUGUAUGAUAUCGUUUCAAUAUUGUAUCAUGAUAUCUUAUGAUAUUUUAUCCUAUCAUAUAAUAGUUUAUUGUAUUUUUUAUUUUUAUGAAUGUUUUCGAGACUUUCACAAAUUUUUUUUUGUAAACUGUGCGUGUGGGUAACAACAAAAACAAAAUAAAGAAAAACAACAAAAAUACUUUUUACUGUAUUUGUAGAAACUCGUUUAUCUAUUUCCUGAGAGAUAAUUUGAUAUUUUAUUGGUAAUAAAAAUUGUAGUUUUCGAGAUUUAAAA